AUGGGCACGUGUCAUAGCGGAGGUUGCGCGUGCUUUCCCUCCAACAGAGCAGGCGCGCUCCUGCCGAGAAUUUGCUCGCUGCGUCGCCAUCACGGCUUCCACUCCUUGCACGAAAGUGCACGAUCUCUCCUCACUCUCACACGGACUACCCACUUCACCUCCACCGUGCAUCUGCACUCUCAACCACUCCCGGCCAUAAUCAGGAACAGACUUGUGCCCACGCCAGCCGGAGAUGAGAACGAGGAGCUGCCAUUGAAGACGGUGACCAAGUACAUACCGGCAGAUUCUGACACAAACUUCUCUCUACCGUACACGAUUCCGAAAGACCUCAAUGGCCCAUUUGGUAUCCGAGUCAAGCUUAUGGUGGACGGCAAAUACCUCUUGUACAAGACGCACACCCACAAAGACAUCGCACCAGGGGACUUACAAGCAAAAGUUUCGCUUCUCUGCAUCGACGAAAACGCUGCAGACCUUGACAAGCAACUAUUCGGUCAGCUCAAGAUUGUUGGGGUACUAGCUCUGAAGCUUGAAUUCAUAAACAUCAUCACUAGGGAGCAAUGUAAGCCGAAGCCACCAGGAAAUUUCGAUCCCGCUCAGAAGCUUCCCUUCAUUGGAACACUGCCCGAAAAGAGCUUGAAGGGGGACGCGAGGUCCCAUCAAGCAAGCUUCGAUGCACCAAUAUUCCACAGCGCCUGUGUGCCUAAGGAGGCUGGUUCUAGAGAAGUGUUCCACACAGGAGAGCCGUUCGCCAUCUUUCAAUCCAAAUACCGCUCUCUAGGCAACUGCUUUGAGAGCCCUUCGACUUCUUCCCCGUACACCGACUCCACCACCGCUUUUGCUGCCCCGGCGUGGUCCCAAGGCCAAGGCGAGCUCACAGUAGAAGAGCGCAACGGGGGCUUCGAAUGUUAA
This is a messenger RNA of Parastagonospora nodorum SN15, 909 nucleotides long. RefSeq lists its product as hypothetical. The coding region runs from base 1 to 909 and encodes 302 amino acids. The record is from RefSeq and is a predicted model, not a curated record. The transcript has 6 exons. NCBI's taxonomy places the organism in Eukaryota, Fungi, Ascomycota, Dothideomycetes, Pleosporales, Phaeosphaeriaceae.